Toxotes jaculatrix (banded archerfish) is the source of this 2714-nucleotide messenger RNA. Its product is annotated as cilia- and flagella-associated protein 251. The coding region runs from base 261 to 2489 and encodes 742 amino acids. The transcript is spliced from 6 exons. The record is from RefSeq and is a predicted model, not a curated record. NCBI's taxonomy places the organism in Eukaryota, Metazoa, Chordata, Actinopteri, Toxotidae.
CUUUUUAAACACGAUUUUUACGUCUUCAUGUUUUAUGGCAGGUUUACACAAUGUUGGGAUUUACUGUCGUAUCCUCAACCAGAUGUUUUAGUUUUAAUGUGUAAUUUAUGUGCCGUCUGUUUGACAGGAAGCCACUUGCAGCGACAACAAAUGAGUUACUUCGCGCUCUCUUCCUUUCUGAGAGAACAUCUGUGGCAAUGCAUUAGUUUUUGUCUUUAUGUAACUCUAAGUAGAACCUACUGAUUUGUCUGUUUGCCAAGAUGGAACAAAGUCUUUCUGAUCUUCUCAGUGAUGCAUUUUCAGAGACGUGUGUUCCAUCAUUCCCGGAUGAAGAUUUGGACUUUGAUAAAUUAGACUUUGAUGAAAUGUUUGAGGAAGACAAGACAGACAUCUCUCAUGAAAACAUACCAACAGAGGAAGACAAGUCUCUGCACCAGGAAGCAAUGGGUGAAACUGCAGUUUUAUCUAGAAUGGAAACUAAAGAUAUGCACAAGGUUGAAAACACUGAUCCUGAGCAGUAUGACGAAGAAAACGAUGAGGAGGAUUUUCAAGGUGUCGACGUCGGUCUCGCGAGCAUGGACAGAACACCAGAGGAGGAUUACACAAGCUCGGACGGAGAUUCUGAGCAGGAAGAUUCUGUCUCUGGAGAAGACGAAGAGGAUGAGGAAGAGGAUACGGACACAGGAGUGAAACCAGGGGAUUUGUUGAUGUCAGCUUGCAGCAGCUAUGAGUUCUGCUGUGAUAAUAAAGAGGACAGGAUCUUUGCUGAGGGACAACCUCCGGCCCCUGAGGGUGAUGAAAACCCUCAAGUUAGAAACGAGGAACAAGGUGAGGGUGAGAGCAAUGAGGAGGUGUCCUAUUUUGGGCGAGUCCCUGAAUGUGGCAAUGAGAUGAUGAUAAAAGGUGAUGUGACCGAAGAGGACGAGCAAGAAGGGGAUGAAGAAAAGAGAGAGGACUCGUCUGAUUCUGAGUGCGAGGGCAUGAAAGUCGAACAAGAAGAAAAUGUUGCCCAGCGCUUUGAGCAGGACGUUGAAAAUCCUUACAGAUGUGCUCCUGCCGCAGACACUUUGGAGUUUCAGGAAAGAUCAGUGCAAAAUCUGCAGGAUCUCAUUGUUGAAGCUGAUAGUGAGGAGGAUGCAGAGGAAGUGAAGGACUUCUCAGGGGAGGAGCAUCAAGAAGCAGGUGAGAGUUUUGCAGAUUAUCCCUCAGACUUUUCUUCAUGUGAAUAUGUAGAAGAUAGAGUCAAACAUCCAGAGUGUAAUUUCCAGUCGAACGCCUUGCCCCAUACGUCCGACAGCGGUUCAGAUGCACAGCAGAACAUCUGCCUGGAAGGAGCUGUGACCGAUAUAACGUGGAUGAGAAGCGAGGAGGGCACUGAGGAGGAGGGAGACGAGUAUCUGUACAGCAGAGAUUUGGAAAUGGAGGCCGAAAAGUUCAGGAGUUUCGAUCUGGCAGCUGGAGAAAAAUACAGAGGAAAAACAGAGGCUGUUGAGAAUGUGUUGGGCAACGCAGCUGUGACGGGGUGUGUUGAUGUUGAGAGCGACUCCUACAGCUCCAGUGACGAUGAGGCCCAAGUGAGGAAGAGAGAUGAGGAACUCGUAGAUAGCAUGUGUCUACAAGACCCUGAAAACGACAAGAAACUGGAGGACACUUGGCUUUACAGCACGAGCAGUUCUGCGUUUUCCAUGUGGAGCAUCUCUGAUGACCAACCCAUCACAAACAACAGAGAGAAUCCACCAGAUCUCAGCACAAACUGGGAUUUUGAAGUGUCGAAAACUGCUUUCGCUCUGUGUGGAGACCUGUCAACCACAGAGGACAUACAAACGGAAACACCUCUGUCAAGUGUGAGUCAGCGUCCUGCAGAAAGCAACAAUAGCUACUCAGUGGUACAGAGAGAUGAUCACAAAACAACAAGCCCCUCCUACCAGGGGUCCCUGGAUGAUAGCUUCUUCUUCAACACUGAACUAGAGGCCUCAGGGAUCACUGAGCUGGGACAGUUGGGAGAUGACGAGUAUGAGGAUGAGAGGAACUGGGAACAAGAGCAGGAGAGAAUCAAGGCUUUCUACGAGUUUUACGACAGCGAAGGGGAAAAUGAAAGAGAAGAGAGGCAGAUAAAAGUUCAGUUUUGUACAGAUCCGUUGUCUCAAGUGAUUCACUAUGAAACUGACAGCGACAGAGAUUCACUCAGCAGCUCCACAGACAGAGAUGAGGACCUGAGCUCUACAGAAACAUCUGAAGAACUCAGGGAGCCCGACGACAACACCCUGCAAAUGAUACCUGCUUGUGAUCCCCCAAACACUCAGCUGCCAGAGAGUGUUCCAGAGAACGAUGUCAGCAACACACAAAUCUGUACCAGAAAACACAAGUGUCUCGGCAUGCUGAAGCUGAUGCUGAAGAUGGGUCUGGUGAUAGGGGUGGGACUGCUAACUUUCUGGUUGGCCACAGACCAACCAGACUGGUUCAGCCAAGCCUCAUUCUUCCAGGGAUAAAGCUCUUUUUUAUGGCCAUCAUAAAGUAUUUGUAUGCUCACACUUCAUGAAAACAAAAAUCAAAAAUGACAAUACUGAUUUGUAAAAAUGCAGUGUAAAGUGCAAGAUGCUGAAAACUUGACAAUUUUCUGUAAUAUGCAAUAUUGUGCUUAUUAAAGAUUGAUCUUUGUUUAAAAUGAUGCUGAUGUAUUUGCAUGAACUGCAGAUGAGUCAUGUCCUCAUUAA